Messenger RNA from Microbotryum saponariae, 1142 nucleotides. The record is from the annotation of a GenBank genome assembly. NCBI's taxonomy places the organism in Eukaryota, Fungi, Basidiomycota, Microbotryomycetes, Microbotryales, Microbotryaceae.
AUGCUCCGUCCGAGUCCGACUCCCAAGCCGACGAGUCCACGCUCACCGCUCCCCGCUCCCCCCACUUGGAACAUCGACCGCGCGCUGACGACGACCACGUCGCAACCACCGCAGACGACCGAAAAGAUAGUUCCCCUCCUCUCCGUCUCCCCCGACGGUUCCAAGACCCGCCUCUUCCACGCCAAGUACUUCCUCCCCGUCCAGUCGGACCCGUCCACCUCGAGGAUGGUCGACCUCCCCGAAUCCUACUUUGCGCCCACCGCCGUGGAACUACAGACCGCGUUCGCUGGACAGGUCAAGAAGCGCGAGGACCUGUUGGAGAGGCCUUUGAUGACGCAGAGGUUGAGGGAUAGGGAAGAGGCGACCAAGUCUCGUGAGAGGGCCAGUCGAUGGCCUCAGGUGAGAUCGUUCGUCGCCGGAUCUUCCGUGCCGGAGCCGGAGCUCACCGACUCUGUGGUCAACAGACGAGGAUUCGGGUUCGAUUCGCAGAUAGAUCCCAAUUGGAAGGUGUGUUCCCGAGCACGGACAAGAUGGUCGCCAUCUACGAAUUUGUCAAGCUCGCCCUCUCCGAAGAGAUCCGACAAACCCCGUUCCUCCUCUGUCAGUCCCAUUUGCAAGCCGAGCCACAGCGUACCGAGGCUCUUCCGCUGAGAUUUACAUAUCGGGGACGUGACCAGAUCAAACACCCCCACGAAGAGAGUUUCCGAAAGGCGACCUCAAUUCAAGGGGGAAAUCACUCAUGGAUCUUGAAUUGACGCCGAGCUCGGUGUUUUACAUCAAAUUUCUCGAGCGGCAAGAGCUCGACAGUUAGUCCAGACCCACGCACGACCUACCUCUGCACAGAUUACUAAUUCGCGUACACUAUUCUACGACAGCAAUGAAACCCCCGCCCCUACGACCCGAGCUCAUCGGAGCCGCCGUUCAAUUCCCCCUUCCACCCCCCUUCGACCCAACAGCCAAACCCCCACCAGAUACGAUUGGGAAGAAGACUUCGACGGGGCAAAAGUUGGGCUUUGGAGGCAGUUCGGGUAAAGUGACGCCGAGCUGGAUGAAGUUGGGCAAAAGUACGUCUUUGAGUGGGUGGUUGUCACAUCGGCGCUCGAAAUUCGAGCUGAGCUCCCCUCUUCUCUUUCGUAGAAUGA